Quercus lobata is the source of this 504-nucleotide messenger RNA. RefSeq lists its product as uncharacterized. The transcript has a single exon. The record is from RefSeq and is a predicted model, not a curated record. Lineage: Eukaryota; Viridiplantae; Streptophyta; Magnoliopsida; Fagales; Fagaceae. Bases 1 to 504 code for a protein of 167 amino acids.
AUGAGCAGCAGGAUUCCUCGACCCUUGGAUUCCCUUCUGUCUUUGUCCAUGCUAGAAGGGGAGACCCUAAAAGCCUACUCGGAUAGGUAUUGGGAGAUGUAUAAUGAGAAAGACGGCAAUUAUGAUGACGUCGCCAUCAGUACCUUCAAGAGUGGCCUGCCAACUGAGCACGGUUUAAGAAAAUCCCUAACGGGGAAACCUAUCACCAACCUACGUCAGCUUAUGAAACGAAUCGACAAGUAUAAGAGGGUGGAAGAGAACCAGCAGUUGGGUAAGGGUAAAGCGAAGGUUGUCCCUCAGGAGAAGAGGAACUUCAGGUCGGACCGAUUUAACAAUAACCACCGACUGAGGAGAGACUACACAGAGCAAUCCAGAUCUGCCAGUGCGCAGGCAGUUCAUGCUGUGUUUCGAGAUCCGAUACAUCAGGUUAUGGAGAAAAUCAAGAAUGAGCCGUUCUUCAAAUGGCCAAAUGAGAUGGCAGGAGACCCCAUGAAGUGCAACUAG